This is a messenger RNA of Clonostachys solani, 4362 nucleotides long. The record is from the annotation of a GenBank genome assembly. NCBI's taxonomy places the organism in Eukaryota, Fungi, Ascomycota, Sordariomycetes, Hypocreales, Bionectriaceae.
AUGGCGCGCCGUCGCCCAGCCAGAGGCCGUGGCCGCGACCCGGAGGAGGAGCCCGUGGAGCAGGAAGAAGCCGUCCAGGAACAGCAGCCCGAACCUGAGGACCCCGAGGAGACAGAGCAAGCCGACCAAGAAGCAGACGAGUCGGCCGCAGAGGAAGAGGAGGAUCAAGACGACGAAGUCAGGACUCUACAAUUCAGGGAGGAGCUAUCCUGGCGCCCUGCAAAGCCAAUUGCCAGCGCAACUCUCGUGGCCCGCCUGGAGCGGCUAUCCAAAGAGCUCGCUGAUCACGAUCAGGGAGCCAUCGACCUCGACUCUGUCAAGGAUGUGGCUGAGAAGUUGGCGCAUCGAAAUCUCAUCCAACACAAGGAUCGUGGUAUGAUGUUCAGUCUCUUUGUUAAAGACAUCCUACCCGCCCUCUACGAUCCAACGAACCCUUACAACAUGCAACAUAAAUACGUUCUGCUGUCUUUGACUGAAGUGAAGAGCGUACUUCUCAUUUUCGACAUCUCGGGCUCUGACAAACUUGUUCUUGAGCUCUUCAACUCGACGUUUGAUGGUAUUUCCAACAGCUCCAAGUCAAAGUCAGGGGAGCAGGUUGCCAAGGACGUCGAGAUUCACCUGGGUACCAUGCUCUCUCUUCUCAUCGACGAAGCGCCUGGCAGUGUUCCGGCGAGCGUCAUCGACGCUAUCAUCAGCCAGUUUCUGCGGGCAGCACCACCGGGGGGCGUCCGCAGCAAGGAACAAAACGGAAACCAAUCCACCUUGCUACACAAGACGGAGCCUCCAGCCUACCUCAUGGCCAGUAAAAUAUGCAACGAAUGUGCUGAUAAAAUGACAAGAUACGUGAGUCAAUACUUCAGCGAUGUCAUUAUCGGGGCUUCUAGUUUCGCGACCAAAUCCAACGGCCACCAGCAAGGAGAGGAUUCAGACGAAGAAGACGCCAAUGCAGGUCCCUCAGAAAAUGACCUUAAAAGUCUUCGCCAAGCCCAUCUUCUGAUUCGUGAACUUUGGCGCACCGCACCCACCAUACUUCAAAACGUCGUGCCUCAAAUAGACGCCGAGCUGUCUGCAGACAACUUAUACCUUCGACAACUCGCCACCGAGACCUUUGGAGACAUGAUAUCCGGCAUUGGAGCGGCUGGGCCUCCUCCUCCACCUGUAUUGGAUUGUACUGCAUAUCCUCCCUUGCGACUGUUGGACGAUCCAUCUAGCACGUCGCUGGAGAGUGGGAAUGCAUUGACAAAACCAUAUUCUCCCCACUCUUUUGCUCAGACACAUUCUGCCACGUACAGAAACUUUGUCGGACGAAAGAAUGAUAAAGCAGGUGUCAUUCGUGCCGCUUGGGCAACUGCGGCGGGCUACAUUUUGGCCACAUCGGCCGGCGGGAUCGGUUUGAGCAGGGUGGAAGAAAAUGAGUUAAUCAAGGCGCUUGCAGAGAAGCUCAACGACAGUGAGGAAAAGGUCCGUCUGGCAGCCGUAAAAGCGAUUGAGCUCUUUGAUUUCCGAGAUAUCAUCUUGAAGCUCGGGACCGCUGGCGGUAUUGAUAAGGAGGGCUCUAUCUUCGCAAACCUCGGAGAUCGCAGCCGAGAUCGAAAGCAAGCUGUUCGAGUUGAGGCUAUGGUGCUCCUUGGAAAGUUAUGGGCAGUGGGUGCCGCGGAGAUUGCUGAUGGUCAGGAGGCAGUUACGGCCUGCUUGGCUGGUGUCCCAUCACGCAUUUUCAACGCCUUCUAUGCUAAUGAUGCCGAUUUGAAUGUUCUGCUUGAUCGCGUCAUGUUCGAAUGCCUGGUUCCUCUUAAAUAUCCGCUUGUCAAAGGGAAGGACGGCAAGGCAAAAUCCGGUCCGAGUCAGAGCAAGAGUGGUGGCUUAAGCGCCGCAGAGCAAGACACACUUCGCGCCGAGAGGAUUCUACUGAUGCUCAAGUCUCUCGAUUCCCCAGCACAGAAAGCAUUCUUUGCCAUGCAGGCACGGCAGCCUCAGUUUGCCAUUGCAGUCGGGCUAUUUAUCAAGCAAUGUGAGGCCUACAAUGGUGGCGUCAACGUCGAGGGCAGUGAGGAGAAGAUCAAAGCAUCAAUGAACAAGACCCUACACUGGCUGGGUGCGUAUUUCCCUGACCAACUCAAGGUUCGCAACGACCUGCACAAACUUGCCAAACUCAAUGACAGACGGGCGUAUCAACUCAUAAAGUAUACGAUUGAAUCGGAGAGUGACUUCCAGAGAGUGCGCCGAUCUAUCCACGAGCUUAUCCCCAAGCUGCAGGAAAGCAACGCGGCAAGUUCUCUGGAUACCCUCAUUCCUCUUCUCUAUAGAUCAGGUUCCUUGAUUUUCAAUCGGAGUCAUCUAACCACUAUUAUGGAUUACUCCAAGAGCGAUAAGGAUGGCCUCGCCAGCGUUGCCCACUCCAUCCUGAAUGAAAUCUCGACACGGAAUCCAGAUCUAUUCAAGGCACACUCCGACGAGCUUCGCAAGUCAAUUAUCGACCAGGCCCCAGCAGCGAGCAAGCCUAAUGACCAUGCUGUUGUGGACAUGCUCAAGGCAUUUUCUUCUUACUCGAAGAAGUAUCCAGAUGAAGUGAAACCGGAUAGAAGCUUCACGCAAACCCUCAUGAAUUACGCCCUCUACGGAUCUCCCCCCAAAGCGGCCAAGUAUGCUGUCAAUAUUCUGCUCGCAAAGAAUGACGACAAAAGCAAGGUCACGGCGACAACUCUCCUACAGAAAGUGAUGAAAGGCUUGGAAUUUGGCUCACCGAAUUUCCUCAACAAACUUGCCACCAUUAGCCAGUUGGCAAGGCUAGCACCAACCGUCACUGCGGAUUCCGAUGAUGCAAUCACUGAGCUGACCAUCAAUGGUAUCUUGCGAGAGGUGCGCACCGACGCCAAACCUACUGACCCGUCUUGGGUACCUGAAGCAGAUGUGGACGAGGAACUUCAAGCAAAGACUUUGGCGUUAAGGAUUCUAGUCAACCGUGCGCUAUCGUCUGUCGAAGAUGCUGAUUCGCAUGAGAGAGUUAAGCCCCUUUUCAAACUUCUGAAAACACUUGUUGUUCAGGAGGGCGAAUUUUGCAAAGUCAAAGAUACGCCACUUCAUCACAAAAAGCGCCUCAGGCUACUUGCUGGGCAGUCGAUUCUGAAGUUAUGCGCAGUGAAGAAGUACGAUGAUCAGUUGGAUGCUGCAAGCUUCAACAAGUUGGCUGAGCUUGUUCAAGACAGCGAGCUUCAGGUUCGCUGUAGCUUCAUGGAAAAGCUUCAGAGUUACCUGACCAGGGGCAAACUACGAGCACGUUUCUAUACUAUCCUCUUCCUAGUCGCCUUUGAACCGGUGACGGACGUUAAGAACAGAGUGGAAACCUGGAUUCGGUCUCGUGCUCACUUUUACUCGGAGAACAAGAAGCCUAUUCUGGAAGCCAUGAUGGGUAGGCUGAUACCCCUUUUAGCGCAUCACCCGGACUAUAGCUCCGAACAAGAGGAUCUUGUCGAUUUUGCCAAGUACAUCCUUUUUUACCUGGGCACGGUUGCAGAGGAGUCCAACAUCUCUCACAUCUACAAGUAUGCAGAGCGCGUAAAGCAGACUCGUGACGCUCUCGAUCCAGAGAAGAGCGAGAACCUCUAUGUUCUUAGCGACUUGGCCCAGGCUGUGAUUCGUAAAUACCAGGAAAAACGAAAUUGGAGCUUCCAGGCUUGGCCGGACAAAGUCGGGCUGCCAACAGGCAUCUACGCAGCUUUGCCAUCGAGCGAGGUUGCACAGCAAAUCGCAAAGAAGCUAUAUAUUCCGGACGAAAUCGAUGAGAAGCUUGAUGAUUUAAUUAGAGCUCAGGAGCGCAAGAAGAAGAGGAAGUCUCUUCAUGAGUCGGCGGAUCACCCUGCGAAGAGACCAAGGAACCAAAUCAAAACCGUUAUUCGAGGGAAGCCCAAACCAGCCAAGACGAGCGCAAAGAAGAAGACACCCAAGCGCAAGUCAACCAAAAACCCCAACGUCUCCUCAUCGCCGGUGCCGCUAUCAGAGCGCAGGCGGAGUGGCCGCGCACAUGUGUCAUCAAACUACAGGGAAAGGGACGAUGAAGAGGACGAGGAGGAAAUGCUGGAUGGAGUUGCCGAGUGGGACUACGGUUCAGACAGUGACGUGGCAGAGUCUGGAGACGAGCAUGAGGAGAAUGGCCAUGAGGCCGAAGAAGAUAAGGGAGAGAAUACUUCAGAUAAUGAGGAAGUGGAAGAAGAGGAAGAACAGCCUUCUGCACGCCGAGCUGUGGCCAAGAAGAAGACGAAGCCAACAGCUGAGGCACGAAAGAGCCCUCGGUCAACACGAGCCAGAGGAAAGGGUGCCAAGGCUACCGACUCGGACAUGGACGUUGACGAUAGUGACGAAUGA